CAUUGUGUGCCCACUAACCUUCAGACCCCUUAGUCUGAACGUUGAAAGGGAGAGCAUGUAGGUCUCCACUUUUCCAAGUCUCGAUAAGGUUAGGUGCCGUUGUUCCAACUCCAUUGAUUAGUCGCCCAUUGUAUCCAUCGUCUUCACUUCUCCUGCCUCCCGGUUGUCCUCCCGCAACGGCCAUGGAUGUGGCAUCUCCUAGCUCCGAUUGAGAUCCGCAGGCAGGGCUGCACCCCUCCGCCAGCGCCAGCUCCAGCUCCAGCCCCAUUUCCAGGUUAUUUUCCGUUGUACGCACUCGCUUCGUACGUGGUGUACGCUACAACGAGCGGAGUACCAACCGCUAUUCAAGGCGGUGUGUACGCUGUUGGAGUAGGUGGCUACGGAGGUUUUUAUCCAACAUGGAUGGCAGCAUAAUCUCCGGCUCGGUCCACCAUCUCUUUCGACAUAGGCAUAGUGUCAGUCUAUGGACUCUACUGUUGCCGAAUUGUCGGUCUUUUAUCUUUCUGUUAAUCAGACUACUGGUGUUUGGCUGUGUGCAUCCUAGUUAUGCAGAGGCCGGGUGAUACUCUUAAUGCUUUGUAUCACUUUGAUGCUACAUUUUGAGAUAAUAAAAGCGCCCUUUAUCGAAAAAAUGAUUGUUAGUAAUAUUUUUUAAUUCAAUAGUCUUUUACAUGAACAUAUUAAUAGUCAAAGUUAUAGAAGUUUGACUGCACUCUUCUAGAACAUCAUCUCUUUUUCAAUGGGUGCACUCUGUUCUCUAAUUUACUCAUUCUUAAGGGUUUUCAUUUGUACCAGCAGAGAUAGUAACAUGGCUAGCAAGUUAAAAAUGCAGCAAGUUUAACUAUCCGACUACUACAACAAAUCACGGAUAAUUUCUCGGAGGAGCGAAAAAUUGGUCAAGGCACAUAUGGAACAGUUUACAAGGGGGUGCAUGCCAGUGGGGAAGAGAUAGCUGUAAAGCUGCUCCAUAAUAACCUGCAAGGAACUGACGAUGAGCAAUUCAAACGUGAGUUUGAAAACCUCAUGAGGCUUGAUCAUCAGAACAUUGUACAGUUAGUCGGCUAUUGCUACGAAACACAUCAUAAACCUAUGCUGCACAAUGGAGAAACCAUUUACGCUGAAGAAACAAACAGAGUGCUCUGUUUUGAGUAUAUGCCAAAUGGGAGCCUUCGAAAUCAUAUUUCUGAGGAAUGUGAUGGACUUGACUGGCAGACACGUUAUGAAAUUAUCAAAGGAAUAUGUGAGGGCUUAAAAUACCUUCAUGAAGGAUUCAAAGAACCAAUUUACCAUAUGGACUUAAAACCUGAUAAUAUACUGCUAGAUGAGAAUAUGAUGCCAAAACUAGCUGAUUUUGGCUUGUCUAAGCUCUACGAUGGAGAACAAUCGAUGAUCACUCAAAUUCUUACAGGAACAAUUGGAUACUUGCCACCGGAAUAUUUAUUUGAACACAUAGUCUCGAAGAAGUUGGACAUAUUCAGUCUUGGUGUUGUAGUGACGAAGAUAAUUACGGGACCUAGAGGCCCCACUAGAAGGGGUGAAAUGACACAACAAGAGUUUACUAAUCAACAACAAUAUUAUUAGGGAUGUUGUAGCGCAAGGAAGUGAUCAACGUGAUUAUGAUGCUGUACAUGAUGAAAACCCAUCAGUCAUGCACCCUGUUGAGAGUGGUGUAUCAGAAAAUCUAGAGGGAGCUAAGAAUGAAUACGCAGCUGCAGAGUACGACCCGCUGCCAGCAGUAGAUGGGCUAAGAAUCACUGGUGAAGCUUUUCCUGGAAGAGAACUUCAAGUGAGUGGGUAUUCCAUCAACGGGACCACAAGCUGCAACUUUGAGUGGGUACGCUAUUUGGAAGAUGGAUUGCAGAAGUUCAUAGAAGGUGCACGGCAGCCCACAUAUCUAGUUACCGCGGAUGAUGUGGACACUAUACUAGCCGUUGAGGUCCAGCCACUAGAUAACCGAGAAAGAAAGGGGGGCAUCGUUAAGGUUUAUGCUAAUGAGGAAAGAAAAAUUCCUUGUGAUCCUGAAACUAAGGAGCUUAUCAAGCAAACCCUUUCAGUUGGCCAUGUGUCUUAUGAAGUUCUUCUGCCUGCGGUUCCGGUUUUAGAAACGUGGGAACCUGCUGUAUUGGCAGUAACGAGGAAAGGUUACAGCAUUAAGUGCAACGGACAGUGUGGUGUUGUUGUUACAGAAACUUUCCAGCAAUACAUGGCUAUCAGUAUCCCAUGUGGGCGUCCUACUGAAUUUUUACUUCAGUCUGCUGAUGGUGAUGAGUGUAGUCUCAAGCCUGCAGAAAAUUCCCAGUGAGUUUGAAACUAUGUACUACUCCCUCCGUCCCACAAUAUACGAUAGUUUUUUAAGCUAUGUUAGCUUGAAAAACGUUCUUAUAUUAUAGGAUGGAGGGAGUAUUUCAUUACAUAAUCUGAAUUCGAUGGUCUGUCGAAGGCUCGACAAAUAACACUUUUCAGUUUAAUAUCAUCAUUGUUUGUGUCUCUGCGGUAUUUAUAUUUUAGAACGUAAGAAUCGUAUGGAGACAUCGGUACUAAAGGCCUGAUUGGAUUGUUGUUUUCCAUGCUUUUACACCUGUAAAAGAUACAGACCUCAAUCGGUCAUUUCUUUUCCAGUUGGAAAUAACAGAUGGUUGGUGAUAUACACUUGUAAAAGUA
Aegilops tauschii subsp. strangulata is the source of this 2661-nucleotide messenger RNA. RefSeq lists its product as uncharacterized. Gene Ontology annotation, cellular component: plasma membrane. NCBI's taxonomy places the organism in Eukaryota, Viridiplantae, Streptophyta, Magnoliopsida, Poales, Poaceae. The record is from RefSeq and is a predicted model, not a curated record.